AGGCGUCUUGCACUCUCUCUCUCUCGCUCCCUCUCUCUCUCUCUUUAUCUCUCUCCCCCUCUCUUUCUCUCCACUUGACUUUAAUUCGGUCUAGUACCUACGCGUCAUCCUCACGGACUCGCCUCCACGCAUUGUGGGCUUAUGCUUUUUUUUCUCUCUAAACAAGAAAAAAAAAAUCAAAUACAAACAAGCGAAACAAAACAAAAGCUUGCAUUAGAAGCGCCUUUAAAAUCCCCAUGCCACCUUGUGAUUUUUUUUUUUUUUUGAGGGAGAGCGAGGAGGGAGGGUGGGAGUGAGGGAGGUGGGGGUACUUUGGUCUUUUUUUUUAAGAGAGAGAGGGAAGCGGAGGGAGAAUUUGUUUGAGCACACGCUGUCAGGAUGAGCUGAUGUGAGCGCUGCAUCAAGUGCGCGGACGGUGAUGCUCCCGUAUAAAACACCGCGCUGUAUUUUGGCACAGAGGGAGGAUGCAUCAGUUUAACCCUCGGCUCUGCCCUCCGGACUCGCCCAUCCAGUAAUCCAGCCCUCAGAUAAGUUGAAGAGGGCAUGUGUGAUCCCAUUGCGAGGAAUCCUGCCGCACGAUAAUUCCUGAGGAUCUCUCCCUCUCCCUCUCUGUUCGCUUUCUUUUUUCUUUUUUUUUUUUUUUCUUCAACUUCGAUGGCUUGAGUGAGUGAGUGGCCCAUUUGCACUCAUGCUCGCAGCCGAGGAGGGAUGUAAAGGUACGGGCCAUCCACCGCCCUCACAUUGCACGGAGUAGCGGCGUGAUUCAGGUCGCUAUCUGAGUGCCAGUCAGCCAAAAGAAAACUACUUUCGAGAUGUGAGAUUAUCGAGAUUUGCUACUCAUUCCGCCGGCUCGCCUGUCCUAUGCUAUCGACAACGGGAUUUCAAGAGGAAAAUGAUUGUGGCAUAAACUAUUUCUGGAGACGCUUGUCACAGAUAUCGCCGCUGAACUGGACAGGGUGGAUGGUUAUUUCCCAAACUGUUCAAGCAUAUGUAUACUGCAUUCAUUUGUUGGAAACGCUGCCUAGUAUCUUCGAGAACAGCUCAAGAGGAAUGCUGGUCCAAGAUCUAAUGCCAUUUACUUUAAGUUUUUGGCCUUUUUUCUUCGGUCAUUGCCUUCUCUCACUGUUUUUACUCUCGUGCCAGGUAAGGAUCAUGUUCAUGCGCGCCAAAUGUCAAAUUACGCAUGAGAAGGAAAAUGUAACCAGAGUUUGAUUUACUAAGGAACAAGAGAUGAGAUGCAUGUGUCUAAUUUAGCUUGAAGUUACUUGUGUCCUUACUUAAAUGCAUUUGAAAACUAGAAGACUGCAUGUGUGUUUACACCAGGACACACCUGUGUUUAGGGAGUCCUGACAGGCAUGCAUGUGCAGGGUUUCCAUGAGAAAUGUAGCUCUGCACACACACAUAGACUCUCAGCUCCCUUGUAGUGGGAACAUGGAGUGGCCAACUGUGUUUUCAUGAUAACAAUAUUCAGUUAUCCCUCCAGGAUCCCUGCAGCAGGCAUAUGUUAGUGAUGAGUAUUCUAACCUCUGGCCCGCGCUGCUGCCUACAGAUAGUGGUGAGCUGUUGUUCACACGCACACAGUGUUGCCAGGGUUCAUGUGUAAUGUGAUCUGCUCGAGUUUCCAAGUCCACCCACGCACACUCCUCGGGGCAGCCUGCUGCCCACUCUGUUGGUGGGUGGUUUCUUACAGGGAGCGGGCUGCAGCCAUAGACGUGAUACUAUUCUGCAUGUACUACAUACACACACACAGAAGCCCCAGUGACAACAACACAGGAGAUCUGCUGAGAGGAUAUCCACACUGAGAGGCUUCUGAGUGUUCCAGCAUCUCCAUUUGUGCUGCACAGUGUUGAUGCCGAUGGUACUUGUGAGUAAUGCGCUGAAGGACAGAGCCUCAGUCAUUUCAAUGUCUCCCUCUUUCUCUUUUUCUCUCUCCCUCACCAUAAGGGAGAACUCCAGAGGUCAUGCUCACGGACUGUGGCGGAGAAAGUUAGUGAACAGUGCCAGCUGGCAUGCCACUGUAGAAGAUACCCUCCUCUCCCUCCUCCUCCACCUCCACCACCUCCCCCACGGCUUCUGGGCACCACAGGUAAGUCUCCCCAGCUCCUGCUCCUCCUGAUUUCACACCUGUCUCCCCGCAGGUCCACCUGUCUCCCUUCCAGUCAUCUCUCGCCAGACGCAGGUGUCAGGUAACUGGCUAGUCUAAGGGCACUAUUUUGACAUGAAGUGUUUCCCUUUUUAUGCUCCAAAGAAAAAUCUUCCAUCCACCCCUCCUCCUUACAUAUGACUGUGUAAGUGCCCGUGCAUGGGCUCAGUUUUGCUCGUGCGUGUCCUCUGCGUGUGUGAUAGAGCCAGCAGGAUGUUGACAGCUGAACACAGGACUAAUUUAUGCCGGGUCUGACCUUGGGGAGUACCCAGCUGCCUGUGAAAUCCAUGCCUGCUGGGCUGCCAAGCUCAGUGGUUCAGUGGUAGGGUUUCCCCCGGAGGACCCCUGAUUAAAACACAGAUGAGUUAAUUAAAUUAGCUUUAAUUUGAUAGAGAUAAGGGGCUAAUGAAGCAGCACAGUAGUUCCAGCUUUUCGUUUUGAAGUUGAGCUGGAGGCGGCCAGGGUGUAUGCUAGUGUUUUGUGCUUGCACACAACAAGCACUUAUACCUGUGUGGGUCCUCUCUGUGAUUGGUCCCACUCUUAGAUGUUAAUCCUGUGACAGAUAGGCCAGUGUAUCACCCUCGGCUGCUUCCUGAAAGUUGGUAUGAUUUGUAUGUAGUCUCUGGAGCACUUUAAUGAACAUUGCACUGAAAUAUGGGACAGGCGAUGCUGAUGAUGCAGCCUUUUUGAGCUAUUACUGGGACUUUUAAAAAUCGCUCACUCUCUUCCCUUUUAUAUUACAAGCAAAGAGAAGCACUUAAUCUCUCAAGUCUCCAUAGACAGCACGUUUUAAUCAAUCAGAUUUAGUGAUUUUUUUUUCCAGUCUGGUCAAUGUAGAAGGACCUCUUUUUUUUCUUCCUGACGCACUUGCAAGAGUUAUAGACCCCUCUGUGAAUGUUGGUCACUGCUGUAAUGCUGCCACAACCAUCUGCCUGUAAGCUAAGGUGGGGGGUUUGACACCCAAUUACAGCUGACACAUGAGUGGAGCUCGAAAGGCUGCAUCUACAGUGUUUGAUGCCUCCAUCAACAGCAGUGAUAAAUGUGAUAAGCGGGCCAAUUUUUAGUCCCUUUCAGCCUUACAUAGAAAUGUUAGCAGAGGGUGGAGACAUCAUGAAUAAAUCACUUAAAAGGAGAUAUUUCCCCUCAAUUCUCUAUUUAAUCUAUACAGAUGCAUAAUUAUCUUGAUGUUCCCUCAGUAGCCCAAUUUGCAAAACGGUUAAAGCUGAAAGUUUGCUUUAAUCAGAAGUCUUUAAAUAUGCAAUGAUUAUGCAUAGCUAACAUGCAAAACUGGGACAAUGACUGAGACUUUAUCCAUGCUCUAAAAGUCUUUUGAGAAAAGAGGAAAAAUUGGCACUGUAAGUAAGUCUCUGAGAGCUAAAAACGGUGUCUCAAGUCUUUCAAAGGAGCGUGGCUUUAUCUUAAAGAAGUAGAUCCUUACCACUGACUGAAUUAAAUCCUACAGCCGUUGACAAAACGCAGGAUAUAAAUGGAAGUUUGGCUGAGAGAAGCUUUUAGAUUCAUAGUGACUUAUGACGUGGUGUGCUGUGCCAGGGAGAGCCGAGCCUGGUUUUUCUCUGUGUAGAAAUGUGCUGUGUUGGAAAAUAGUCCACAGCAUUACUAAGGAGUAUUCGUUGCUAUGGUGUAAACCCUUCCACUCAUUCAUAACAAAAUAUCUGCAAGUUCAAGAGCUACAAGUUUGUUGUUGUAUAUACAGUGCAGAGUCUCUGGAGCAUAAAGCUGGAACAAACCAGCACACAUAGAUAGAUUGAUAUGCACAUGACUAAACUGAUUUAUUGAUGGUGGAAGUACAUUAAAUGCUGCAGAAAGAGGGGAGGAAAAGUUAUGCGUUAUAGACGCAGAGUUGCUGAUGCACAUAAUGUUAUUCAAUGUUAUUCCUGGUGAGUGGUCUUACUCCAUGGAUCUAAUGUGGAAAGAGCAGGAGGUUCCUGCAACGGUAAUUGGUGUGGACAAGAGUGCUGGUGUAGGGAAGUCUGACGGGACCUUAAAUGAUUCAUGGUGUCGGGUUGGAUGUCUUUGAACGUUGAACCUAAGACCUACAGAACAGGCGAGGACACAGCGUCUUCCCGAGUCAAAGAGUGGGGGAGAAAAUCCCUGCUCUGUUUUGUGUUGUAUAAUGUGAUCACUAUAGAUCUGAUAAUGAGACUCCAGUCAGUGUUGUGUCCAAAGCACUGUAAUCACAGUAAAUGUUUUAUUGAUUUGCACCGAUUCUGUUAAGCAUGUUCCAUUUAUCUCCUCCUUUUCCCCCAAACUUUCUCCUCCUUCUCUCUCCUUUUCCUCUUUCAUGAAGUGGCAGAGCCUAUAGUGCCCUCAUUGAGGCCCUGGUGGAUGGAAAUGGACAUUAUAGUGCUUGGAACAGUGGGCUGUGCCUCAGUGGUCUUCCUCCUCUCAGCCAUCAUCAUCUGCUACAAGGCCAUCAAGAGGUUGGAUGUCAUUUUUUGUCUUUGUUUUCUGUCCUUGCAGCAUUUAAGUUAGCUCCCGACCAAUCUCUCUCAUACUGUUAAGUGAUGACCAUUUAAAAAAGAGACAGUAGCAGGCAGGCUACUCAACACACCAUGUGUAAUUUGACUCAUGGGAGACUGUAUUUUCAUGUGUAAGCGGCGCAGGAGGCUACGAUGACCCUGUCAUCAGCCUGACGGGUCACUCUGAGGUCAGAGGUUAAAUACUGGAAAGGGUUGUAAAUGUCACAGAGGAAGAUCCAAUACACUGAGUCACCUAGAAACAUAUUAUAAUCUUAAUUAAUUUACCUAGGUGUGUGUUGACCUCGACACUGUGCUGUUUUUAAUUUGCUCAAGUGUGUAAAGCUUCCUCGAAUGGCAGCUGGUUUCAUGAAAGUGAAAGCAGAGAGGCGAGCAGAGGAAUCCCAAGAUGCUGCGUUUGCAGCGGGAACCGUUUUUUCCCCCAUUUGGUUUAUGGGAGAAAAAGGCUGCAUGAGGUUUUAGCCUGCAGCACAUCCCAGACCCAAUUCUCUGUAUGACAUUAAGGCAGCAAUGUGUCACACAUGCACUCUGACAUCACUAUUAAUGUUCAUAGACAUUUAGCAAUCACACACACACACACACACACGCGCGCACACAUAUAUCCACACCGUGCAAAGCAAUGCACAUGCACAGAGAGCCAUGCAGAGAAUACUCAUGUGCACCCAUCCAUAAACACACAACAUCUUCACAUACAUGGAUACAUCACCCUGACAUAUUUACACACUCUAUAAAAUAUGGCAUAAACAUUGACUCUCACACAGCCAUGUGAGAGCAGCCUCAGACUCAGGCGUGUGCUAAAUUAGAGAGAUAUUUCUGUUUUAUUUAUGUGCAUUUGAACUGAUUCAGUAUCAUACCUUCAUAUUUUUAUGGGACUAUAUUAAGCCUGCCUGUCAUGGCUCUCCUCAGCAGAACUCUAUUUCUCCUUUCUUUAAACAACAAAUAGGCAAAGUCAGGCAGCGGAAGUAAUGGGUGGUUGGCUCAGGAAUUCAUUAUGGCAAUUCUCCAGCCCCCCGUGUAGCCAAGGGGCACCUUUUUUAAUGCAGCAGUGGUAGGAAAGUGUUGUUGCAAUACAGGCUCUAGCCCCAAACCCAAGUCAUUAUUUAUGAAUUAAUUUGCGCAGUCAUUCAGUCGCAGGCCACAUCUUUUAUACAUGUGAGCGGGUCGUGUCCUGAAGCUCUGUGGGCUCUAGACUGCAGACUUUGUGCCACACCAAGCUGCCCUUCGCUCUGAAUGGGGGGGGGGGGACAUACAGGUCCAGCCAGACAAGCCUUGUUAGACUAUCAUUAGUCAGCAGCCAAUAGGAGAGCGGUCCGGGGAAGAUGUGGUUCUCUUAACGUUUGUCAUGGAUGCUCUAAUCAUCCAUCGCUCCUGAGAGAGAGGAAGGAAACAGCACACCUUAAAAGGACAAAGAAAUGUUGUUUAGCAAAGCAAGUAACGGCAGUAAUUGAGCCUCUUAGUCAAUAACAAUGCGAGAGAAGGUUUGUCAGUGAAAAACACAGCUAGUUAUAUAUAGCCCUUCCAGCCCAUCAGUGCUCCGGGCUUUCCCAAUGAAAAUCAGCUGGACGGGGGCCAAGGCCUGAGCGCCACAGACAGCAGAAGAGCUAACGCUGCGGGUCCCAGCCCUCCUGGCCUUUUGUUAUUUUUUAUAAUCUUUUUCUGCCAGUCAUCUGUCAGUAGCAAAGGGGCUAAAAGAAGAAAAAACACUUGCAUACAGUUCUAUUCAGAGUCCACAGCACCAGGGAGGCUGGUGUGUGCAAGCAGAGAGGAGAGGAUUCAGGCACACGCUGCGUUUCAGUGUUGCUGUGCCAUCCGAAGCAAAAGACAUGAUGCUGCAGUCCGGGCUGUCAGCCAUCCAAGGAGCCAAAACAAACAAAACUCAGACCAACUGACUAAUGAAGCUAGAUGCUUCACCCAAUCACUUAGCGCUCGGGGAGGCUUGUCUAAAGACGGAUAAUACAUCACAGCUGGUCCUGUCUUGUCCAAGGGCAAUGCUGUAUAUCCAAAUCCCAACUAGGGUGACAAUAAAAAGGAAAUACUUGUCAUGAAAAACGGUUUGAAAUCCAAUAUUUAUUAAUACAUUAUUAAUCUCAUCUGCUUGACUUCCAAAACGACUACAUCAGCACCAUCAAAACUGGUGACAGCUUUUUACAGUCUGUUUUGUAAUGCUUUGUCUUUGAACCAUAGCAUAUUACUCUAAUAUCCAGAUGGCUGGAGUAAUUGUAAACAGCUCGACACAUGUCCCAAUUUCACCGUGAUCCAUUCCCCAAACUUCAAACAGGGGUGUGUGCUGUGAUUGCACAGCUUUGAUAUGAAAUAUUCAUCUAACCUGUGAAGUGUUGUGUUGCCACCUGCCAUGUGUCAACAGCAUGGCAUCUAUUAUUGAAGGCCUGGGUCGAGGUUGGUUUGGGGCCCUGGUGUUUUGCCCUGUGUUGUGGCCUGAAGUGACAUGGUCAGCCAGAGGAAAGAUUACAACCUGGGUGAAAGAGGCAUGGCCAAAGCACCAUGCAGAAGGAUACAGAUCACAAACAGCAAACAGAUUUUUAAUGCAUAACAGAUGAAAAAGUGACCGGUCAAAUAUACUCAAAAUAAAUCAUUAGUCGGCUUCUCGGAUGUUGCAUAACGAACAUCUAACUCACUGACCCUAUAUUCCAAGUAGAAGAAUUCCCAGACUGGCUGUAAACAAUGCUGUCUGUCCCUCUGAGAAAACUGGUAUAUCCCAGCUCCCCUUGCUGCAGUCACAAAGGCCAAUCAUCUCCCCCUGCAGCAGAAUGUGUUCCCACCCUGAGGCUGGACAGUUUCCUUUUUUAGGCUUCCCCGGGUUCCCAUGGGGACACAGUAAGCAGCAUCUGUCCUACAUGGCCAGCAUGGAUCCCUGGUGUCCCCGCCAUACCGGCUCUACCAGCUGACAGAGUCCCACUGGAAGUCUGAGUCACUGUCUUAGUCAUGUGUUUUGUUUGAAACUUAGCUUGUUGGCUGUCUUCACUUCACACAACAGCCACAACCAACCACAACUUCACAUUAAAAACAAUAUGCAAAGAAGCAUUUUAGAAUCAUUUUUGCUCAUAAGAUGUACAUGAAGCACCAAGAUACCACAAAAAUCUUAACCAACAUCCCUUGCAAACAUACUUACAUUGGCAGUGCCGGCUAAAUGUGUCAGCAGUCCUACAUACACUAGUAAGUCACAGCAGAGACUUGUGGUAGUGUAGUCAUUAAUUUGCAGGCUAAUCUUCAUAAACCCAACUAAGAUUUUUGCAUUAUCACGGUGCUAAAAGUUUCUGAGAAGAUCCUAGCUGGCUAUGAAUCCAGGUAGACUCAACACUGAUGCCUUUAUGCAUGUCCUCAAAAAGGCAAAAGACACCAGAGUUAUUCUUCGUAUCUGAAAGCACUGCUACCCAGAUGAUGACAAUAUGACUAACAGCACGCUCUAGAGACAACAUGGCUUUUUUUUCCACAACGGAGGUUGACACUAUGAAUGAUAUUCAACAGAUAAAAGAUAGCAGGAUGAGUUUUUUCUUUGCAAACACUAUAUACACAUGUACAGGACAUAGUAAGCUAAUGUAAGACGUGGCACUUUUUCUACAAUGGGCACCAAAAUGUUCAAAAAUGGAAAGUUGAAAUGAGACAGCAAGAGACAACUAGAUAUUUUAAUGAAGUCGUCUCUGUGUUAAGUAAAUCAGUUGUCAGUCACAAAUUUCUCAGAAGAGGGUUUGAAGAAAUUUUGCUGAAAUGAGAAUUUUGGGAAGCUGAUGGCUUAUUGGUUGAAACGCUCCAUGUUUAGAGGCUAUAGUCCUUGUUGCAGUGGUGGCUGGUUUAAUUUUCGGCCACAACUUUUUGCUUCCUGUCUUCUCCUACUCUCUACUUCCUACUUUUGCUGUCUCCCUUCGGCUGACCUGUACAAUAGAGGCAAAAAUGCCAGAAAAAAUAAAACAAUAAAAAUUUAAAAAACAAAUCUCAAACUUCAAUAUCACCAGGGAGUGGAUCCUCUGGGGACCAUAAAUGUCAUGGAAAUCUCUCAGAUAGAUAUAUUCUGAGGAAUUUUGUGAAAUACCAUCCUAACAGCUCUGUUGCGAGCAAAAGCUAAAAAAUCACAGCGCAGACAUGCUGGGUUUAUUAUUCAGACCUGAUUGAAAGGAAACCCUCAACAAACCUUUAAAGAUGCUUUGAUGUGUUUCCUGGUGUGUUUUUGAGCUAAGCUGAGCAGGAUUUCUGCGGAGCUCUGAUGAAUUCAGGAGGCGGAGGGGCAGAGGUGGCUCGCUGCGAUGAAAUGACAGCUGAAAAACAGCCGAGACAGGAACAGUUUAUAAACCUGACAGCAACAAGAUGCUUGUUUAACAGGUGUGGAGAAAUCAGAUUGGCUUAAGCGUAAAGCCGCAGCGAAAAGGAGACAGCUGACAGAGUGGGUUUACGGCAAGGAGGAAAUGAGCAGAUGCGUGAAAAGCAAUUAGCAAUUGAACAUUUACAUCUGACCUACUGAUACAUACUCUUUCCAACAAUGUUAAAUGAGAAAAAAAUCAUAUCACAAAACACACACGCACACACACACACACAGAUAAUGAAAUAACAUUAUCUGCCAUGGGUUGCUAGCUGCCGACCUUACUUGCAGUGGAUUUUAUUGUUUCUGAAUUCAAGUUCGAUUUUUUCUGAGGAACAUUGUUUUUAAAGUUGCAUGUAGACUAUUUGAAUUCUCACCCUGUACAUGGAACAGUUUUUAACAAACAAAUAAACAACCUCAGCAAAUAAAGCCUUCCUUGCAGGGCAGUUGAACUGGAUUGCAUUAUGUCACAUCAGAGCUCAUUUCACCCUGUAAGACUUCCCUCUCUGCAUGGUGCCCUAGACAGAAAAAAAGAUUUUAGCUGAACUGGACUUGGAAUGACUGUUCAUCAGAGUUGGAUGGUCCAGCCUGGGCUUUCAGAGGAGAGGAGACACUGAACUAAGAUGUCGCUCAAGGGUCCUCUGUGGCAAUGAAGGCAAUAUACAGUGUUGAGUGGGACAAUGACUGUACUAACUGUAUUCAGAUCUGUCUCUGCGUUACAUAAGCCAGAGCAGGAUAGAGCAGCUGAGGGGGUCGGUGCAGAAGCCACAGUACACUGGACAAAUAUAAUAACCACAAAGGCACCAAGGAUUGCAUGAAAGGAGCUGCAUUGAAUGAUCUGCUCUUCACAGGCCAAGAGCAGGAAGGGGAUCAUGUGUUGCAGCUUUCUUUUGCACCAGGACGAACUCUUAGAAAUGACUGUUACAGCCCAACCAGUGUUGAGGGAGUAUAUGACAGUAUCAAUGUUAUUGCCAUGUUGUUUUGACAGCCACUCACAUGCUCAUUACUUAAAGGGGAGAAAGUAUCUAACAGUCAGAAGAGGUGAUUUCCUUAUCCCCUGUGUUGUUAUGUAUCUUUCCCUCCUGUCUCCUUGCAAAAGUGACCUUUGAGCUUAUUAAAAAGGAUUGCUGAGACCAUCACAUCCACCCAGAGCAGCAGGAGAAAUCAAAUCAGCCCUAAAGGUUAACAGUCUAGAAACUCUGUUUAAUGGCAUGGCCUUUAGCUGCCAUCACAUCUGUUUUUUCAAGAAAGCUGUCCUCACUUUCUGAAAAUGUUUGUCCGCAGGAAACCACUCCGGAAAGAGGAGAACGGGACGAGUCGUGGGGAAUAUGCCAUGAGCAUCCGUAACAAGAAGGCCAUGGGCACAAACAACACUGUGGUAUAGACUGUACAUGCAGGAAGUGAAGUGACAUCACCAUUAACGUCUCUCACCCUCUACUGAAUACUACACCCCUUUCUCACCCAGAAUGCAACAGGGUUUCACCCUGAGGUUUUCAAAUAGGUAAACCUCCCCUCUUUUCUUGGCAUGUUGCCCGAACAUGAAGACACCGUUCAGCUCCAGACGGGCUGUAAAAGACGGAAGGAGAAAAAAAAAAUCAAAGCAGAGAAGACGGAGAGGAAAGAUCCACAAAGCCCCCAUGGUGUCCAAAGUGGCCCAGCAGGCUGAACAUUAUGCUCUUAGUAACAGCAAGUGUUGCUGACAGGCUGGUUGGCUGCUGGCUGGAGAGGGACUGUCUGCCAGUCUGCUGCAGAUCCAGACCUCACACACACACACAAACUCACAUACACUGUUGACAUCUGCAAGUGAACAAUACAGCCGCCCUGCUGUCCCCACAGGACAGCCCAUCACACCCAAUAAAUAACGUGCAUGCAGUUUUUACAAGAGAAUGCAACUUUUUUUAUACUCCAAUCCCCACACCGUCCAUCUUUUGUUUCUCCAUUUUCUGAGACAGAUGCUUUGUGAGAGGCAUGAUGUUACUGCCGCUCUCAGCUCUGACAUGUGGAUUCAUCUGACUAUGCAAUUUCAAGAAAUCCAUAUUUCAAAAGAAAGGAGGAGCAGCGACAUCAGCGGUGGACAUUGUGUUUUUUUUUUUACCAUGCCAAAAAUGCCAACCUAGACUUAUCUCAGUCUAACGUAUUCCAGUCAUUCACUGAUUUAUUUUUCCUCUAUUUAUUUACUGCCUUUGAAUUUAUUUUUUUACUUAAAUGAAAAAAAAACUGUCCAAUAAGUUCCACACAUCUUAACAAACCUUUGAACAUCCUGAUGAAUUCAUUUGAUUUCCUGAUAGCUCUGUUUUUUUAAGUGAAUAAUUUAUAAAACUUACAAUUCAUUUGUAAUGCUCUGAUGCUUUAAGCCUGCUGUCAGUUUGUUGAGACGCUGAUGCAGAAAACACGCUCGCUCUGCAAAGAGUUCUGCCAUCAGUUCUUUUGUCUCACCGUGUUUGAUAUGCUUCUCUCUGUUUUCCUGAGACUUGAGCUAAAACAUGGGGGGUCUCCAUGAUGUGCUAUGUGAAUGUUUUACUGAAUAUUAUUUUUGUCCUACAUCAUAUGCCAGAUUUCAUUCCAAAAUACCCCCUUAAAAAACAAAUGGAUCACAGUUGUUUGUUAUAAUUUGGUGGUUUCAGAGUCUUGGGAUCAGUUAGAUGCCUUCACCCAUGUUUUUUUUUGGGUUUGACAAUCUUCAUUUUUCUGUCUGUCAAGAAAGCUUAGCCCAUCGCUAUAGAAACAGGGGACCUGAGCCCAGAGCUGACCUUGUGACUGGUGAGAGACGGGAGACUUAGCCAAUAGCCAGAGAUCAGGUUGCACACAGAGGAAGGCCUCAGCAGGGAUGUGUGUGUGUGUAUGUGUGACUCAGUGCUGUCACAGGCAUCCUCCACAUCCCUGCUGGAAAAAAAAUACAACUGAGCUGAACUGGAGCAUCACUCAACAUUGCUCUGCUUCUUUUUCUUUUUUUUUUUUUUACAUUUAAUCUGUGUGUGUCUGUGCGUGCAUGUGUGAGAGUGUGUCUGUUUGUUUGUAGGUGAGCGUGCAUGCAGAUGAGUGUACUCAGAGAGAGUGGGCUGUACUCUGUGGCUGUCAGUUAAGUAUAGAUAUUGGCUAAACUGUGGAGAUUCAAGGGGAAAACACAUGCUUGCAUCUAAACAUGCACAGGUAUUAGCUUAAAGUAUACCCCACCAUGUACCUAUAUGAGAGAAAUGAUGGAUGCAUGAAUGUAAAUAUUGAUAUUUAAAGAUCUGCCUUCUGGACUGUUAAUUAAUGUACAGUGUAACAGAACAUAUGUUUAUACAUAGUUAAACAAUGUGCUACCAUUUAGAAUAAUGUCAAUGUUGUCAUGUUGAUGGAGCAAGCCAUUAAUGUAUAUAUGGCAAUCAAUAGUACAAAACACAAUUUAUGCAUUAUACCAAACAGAUAGAAAGAUGUGCAUAAGUUGAUCUCAUUGCUGAGUUUUUCAGUUGUAAAUAAAACUGUACAGAAUAAGAGAGCGACAGUCUAUUGUGUUUUAAGAAAUGCAACGCGCAGGUAUGACUCUGCUGCUGUUACGUAGACAAAGUUAUAAAAGUGAGACUGUUAAAUUUAGCCUGUGCCGUGUUGUGCCGUUCAUGUCUUGGGCUGUGCUGUGCUGUGCUGGCCAUGCCUCUCCUGAGCCUGCCUCCCUCCUGCAGCCGAGGACAUGUUCUCAUCAGUCUGUCUCACACAGUGCAUCUUUAAUGAAGUGCGAUUAUCAAGCGUAUUGCACUCCAUGGGCUUAAUGAUAGAUGAAGGAAAACUUAUAGGUUGCAUAUUGUGCAAUCUCUGGGCUCAAUCUGUAAUAAUGUCAGGAACAAACUGUGGAUGUAUGUGAGGGAUUUCUGCAGCUACAGCAAGAACACAAGUUUCUGUAAUAAAAUGUUACAGAAGAUAAAAGAAGAUAAUGAGUUCAAAAACCUCUGUUCAAGAGGCUCCACUGUUACACUGACUCGUAUAGACGUUUUCUCAUUUCUACUUUAAUUUGCAUUAACUGCAGUUAAUGAUGUGUAACAAACUAAAGGGGCAAACCUGUGCUGUAAAGGCUGAUGUAGAGGUGCACUGAAGAGGAAUGUCAAUGAAUUACAAUGUGAAUGAGCAACCAUAGAGGACUGUGCUUUCCCUGUUUUAGAUGUGCAGCUUGACGAUAAUGCCGAUGGACACUGUGAGCAAUUUAAACAUUCAUGCAUUGUCCAGCCAGGGCGCUGUGGAUCUCACUGUAAUAAAAGCAAUGUGACAGCACUA
Messenger RNA from Xyrichtys novacula (pearly razorfish), 13201 nucleotides. NCBI's taxonomy places the organism in Eukaryota, Metazoa, Chordata, Actinopteri, Labriformes, Labridae. The record is from the annotation of a GenBank genome assembly.